GAAACGUCACCGUAUUUUUCUCGACGCAGCUGACGAUGUAAACAAGAGAAGACAGUCGAGGGCAACAGGGAGCAAACAGGCCGGUAUCACCGCAAAUGGUAGCCAUUAUAUGUUCGUAAACGGCUGACAUGGGGCUGCCUGUGACUAUUAAAGUGAAUUUUCGGGGGAAUGUGAAGAGGUUCCUGGCCCAGGAUUUGGAUAAAUUGGAGUGGGAGUCCGUUGAAGCCUGGGUAAGCUGCUAGCGGAGCGUGUUGGCUAAACGCUGGCGCAGUUUGGUGGAAAGCAGGCCCGGACAUGGCCUAGGCACGUAAACAAAAGACCACCUGAAGGACAGUCGAUAAUAAAACAUCAAGAUGUGUUUAUAAGUGGUGAUGUUUAAGCUGGGGAGUAUGUUAGGAAAUCAGCGAUAUGUCCUGUUUUUGCUGAACUCAACGUGCAGAUAUUGAUGUUUUUAUAACACGUGUAAGAGGAGGGAAAUGGUCUAAAUCUGAUCCUAGCCUCUUUAUUUUUACAGAUUAAAGCAUCUUUUGGGAUCAACCAUUUCCAAGUGAAAUACUUCGAUGAGGAUAAUGAAGAGGUAAGGAGGGAGUGUCUGUAAAUAUUUGCAUUGCUGUAGCUGUGGCUGUAGUGUUGUUAUCUUUCAUUACAAGUAUUAUAAUCAUGGUUUACUUGGGUGUUACAAUAUUGACUCAUUCUGAUCUUAUUCAUUCUGUUUCAGAUCUGCAUAAACAGCCAAGGUGAGUAAUUUGCUUUUAACUUAUUUAUCUUAAUCUUAGUAUGUAUGUGAGAAAGGAUUUAACUCAUAAAAGUGAGUUGAAAGCUCUUGUGAGGAAUUUUCUGUUGGUUGUGAAACUUAAUUUAAUGUUUCUGUGAUCUAUUUAGGCAGACCAGACUUCUGUAAAGUUAGUUUUUAUGUGUGUCAGGCAAGGAUGUUAACAGCAGGCUACAGAAAUAGACUUUUGUACCUUUUCCACAGCAGAGUUUAUAAAAUGUAGGAGUUCAUAGUAGAGGUUUUUCACCAGGAACACAAUUUAAAUCUGUACAGAACAAAACAAGCAGGCACUAUAUAUGUUGCUGUGUAUUUAUAUCAGCAAAAACCAGGAGAAACUCACAGGUAAAUUAUUAAUGUUGAUCCUCUUUACUACCUACAGAAACAAACAAAAACCAACAGUUGCAAAAAGUGGUUUCUUUGCCUUAUCAUUUAAAACCUGCGAUGGAGCAAAUUCAAGUAUCAAAGCCUUUUAUAGGUGGAAAAAACGUAUUGUUAUUUUUCGUAGUAUCUGUGUGAGAGAGGAUUUAAUUCAUGAAAGUGAGUUGAAAUCUCUUGUGAGGAAUUUUCUGUUGGUUAUGAAACAUAAUUUAAUGUUUUGUGAUCUACUAAGGCAGACCAGACUUCUGUAAAGUCAGUUUUUAUGUGUGUCAGGCGAGGAUGUUAACAGCAGGCUACAGAAACAGACUUUUUCUUUUUCCACAACAGAGUUUAUAAACUUUAGAAGUUCAUAAUAGAGGUUUUUCACCAAAAACACAAUUUAAAUAUGUAAAGAACAAAACAAGCAGACAUUAGAUAUGUUCCUUUGUAUUGAUAUUAGCAAAAACCAGGAGAAACUCACAGGUGAAUUAUUAAUGUUCAUGCCUAAAGGAACAAACAAAACCAAUAGUUACAAGGAGUAGUUUCUUUGCUUUGUCAUUUACAGUCCAUGAAAGGGCAAAUAAAAGCAUCAUAGCCUUUCUAUAGGUGGGGAAAAAAACAUAAUUUUAUAUUCCUGCUGCAGAUUUACACAGUGAGUGAAUGUUUUCUGUUUUUCAAACCCCUCUCUGGUUUGUACGGGUCAAAACUACCAAAAAAGUAAGACACAUCAAUUUGUCCACAGAGGCUUUAAAAUCUGCAUUAAGGGAAAGUUCAGUUUGUGUUCAUCAGGCAUCUUGUUGUAACUGUUUUUCUUCACUGAUGUAGUCCUACAGAGUUUUCAUGAAGACUUUCAAACAGCUUUUUUUGUUUAACAGUGUAGUCUUUGUGUCACUCGUCAUGAAUAUUUGUCCCGUGACGAGUCAAAGAGGGAUGAUCGAGCAGCUUACUGUGACUCACUUUUUCUUACACUAACCCUGCAGCAGUGAUGAUAGGCCCAUAAACAGCUUUACAGAUACAGUCAUUCAUGCUGUUAAUGAUCUUGUUUGACUUCAUAGGUCAUAUUGUGACAUCAGGAGAAAUUCCAAUCAGCUUCACAAACACUUAGAAACUUCUCACAGAAGUUUUAAAAUAGUCAAAUAAUGACGCUGAAAUGACUCUGUCCAUGAAACUUACUGUUGUGUUGUUUUUGUUGUAGAUGAAUAUGAAGAAGCCAUCAAGGUAAGAAACACUAUUUUUAGCUCAUUUCAAAAGCACAUGAAUGGCGAGGUAGAGGAAAUCAGUCAGUCAAGUGAGAAGGGAAAAGGCUUUGUUUGAAUUGGCUGAAUAUUUCUAUGUACACAACAAAACAAGAGGAAGAAUGUGGUCAGGGUCCAUUCUGGUUGGUUUAGAUAUGUUCCAUUCACAGUACAAUAGGAGUGAGAAAACGUCUUUUAACAGACCUGAAGUCAGGUUUCGAGAGAGAAGCAAUAAAGCAGCCAACACCACUUGGCAGGAAGGUUAAAGUUAGCUCUCAGGGGAUUAAAAAGUCUGUUGAGUAUGGAAAUGACACGGCCUCACAGCAUGGUGUCAAACAAACGCAUGAAAAAGAGAUCACCACAGGGGUGACUUCAGACUUUGAUUAGCACUGUCUGAACCGAUGAAAGAAGCUUUGUUUCUAUUCUGAAUUUACAAGAGUGUGUUGAAGCCUAGCGGAUAAGUGUUGAACGAAUGAGGUGUUUAAUGUCAAUAAUCAACAAAUCAGAUUUAAAAAAAGAGAUUUAUUUUUGAGGGUUUCUUUUCCACAGAGGCGUUCAUGCAUUAUUAUGUAACAGGGAUGUGUGACUGCCCUUCAAAACAAACACAAGGGAAAUAUGUUACUGAUCCAGUGGAGCAGCUUUCACAUAGUAACAGUCGACACAGUACAGAGAGGAAAACAAAGACUGGACAUCACGUUUUGCAAAGUCACGUCAUAAUAUCUAGAUGUAAAUGAUCUUUUUUACAUUUUGUAUUAAGUGAGUCUCCUGUCGUGUGUUUGUGUUUCUUGUUGGCAUGUUUACAGAGCGCAGAGAAGCAGGGGAACCAGCUGCACAUGAACGUGUACAAGAUGAAAGGGCAGGCAUGUGGAGGCCCUCUGAAGACAGAGGUGAAGGAGCUGAAAGGAGACCUCCGCCCUGCUCCUCCUUAUCCCUCCAGAGUCAAAACAGUGGACAAAGGCACACAGGUCACCCCAGAGAGAGAAGCUGUAAGGAUGCUCCUCCUCUGUCACUUCUAGUUUUCUGUUACAUGUGCAGAAUCACUUCAUCAAACACAGGAUUACUCUUUAAAGGGGAAAAACUGCAGGGAAAGAAACAAACCACUACAUAAAAGAUUUGAUGUUGUUAACAUUCAAGUUCACACAGUUUCAAGUAAUUAAUCUUCAUAUUUACAAAGUGGAAAUGACAAAAUUGAACUCCUCAUUUGCACCAUUUUGUGUAACAUCAGAGCGCUGCACUUGCUUGGAUCUGACGUAAGUCUGAUGUGUGUUUAUUACAGGUCACAGUGAAGGACAACAAGGGGAACAAACCAGAAGAUGAGCCUCCUCCCAUGUGGUUUAGAUCAUACAUGGAGAAGGUAAGAUUUGAGACUGAAUUUCCUGCUUUUAAUUAAAAUCAAAAAGUAACAUUUACUAACAAAAGUUAAACUUUUUUUCAUAGUUUAAAGACGAGGUGGUGAAAGAGGUGGUGGAAAGGAUGUGCAGUGACUUUUCCGGUCAGUGUUGUACCCACAAAGCCUCUGAUGGGCCCCUGGAGGCCAGCGGGGCCACUGGCGGCCUUAUGGGGCCCAGGCCUGGCCCUUCCACCUCAAAUGGAUCUCUUGGCUACACCCCCAACUGCAGCAGCUGCAACAAACUCACCUCUGAAGGGGCUUACAAGUGCAGGUAGGCAUCAGAAAAGAUGGUUUUCAGAGUGUCUCACCAGAUUUGUUCAGAUUUUUAAUUUCUUAAUGACCUUUUUUAUAAUCUCAUUUCCAUAAGGGUUUGUAAUCUGUGUGAGAGGAUAAUAAAAACAGGUUUUUGAUGAUAUAAAGCCUUCGUUUUAAUUGAAAUAGUGCAAACAAUGUUCAAAGGAAAUACUUUGUUUUAUUGGAAACAUGUUAAAUGUGAUUCCAGAAAACACCCCCCAACUAUUAACAUAGAUAUUUAACAGGUUUGUAAGACGACUGGAUUUGAAAGGAUAUUAAAGAGAGGCCGAGUCUGUCACAGUUAUGAAGGGAAGAGUUUCAUCACUCUCUGAGAGACUGUUCAGGGGAAAAGUUAAAGGGUUUCACAAUAAUGUGGAGGAUUUCUGAGGACUUUGUUACAAAACACAGAGAAAAGGUUCAGAGAAUCUACAGAAAUCUCCAAUAACUGAGACUGGAGGACCUUAACCGGCAGACCCUGAAGCAGCACUGACUUAAAAACAGACUUGACCACGAUUGGAAAUCACUGCAUGGACUCAAACUCACCUAGAUAUCAUUGCGUGUGAACGCAUUCACAAAUGAGCUGCAAAGAGGAAACUUUUUCUAUCGAUAACUUCUUCUCUAUUUACAUUUCAAUUCAUUUUUGCAUUUUCUCUUUUUCCUAAAGCAACUGUGUGUCUUUACCGACUGUUUCUUGUGUUUCUUCCCAAGUGUAUGCCCGUCCUGCAUCCUGUGUGAGAUGUGCCGACACAGCCAUGACCCCAGCCACAACCUUGUGAGAACCAAGACACCUCUCUCCAUCCCUGAGCACGGCAUGUCAGGAGAGUUGAGGUAAACCCCCCCAAGACUGAGGAUAGACCUCCGUACUUCUUCUUGAAGCAAAGAGACAUUUUACUUACAUAAGUGCUAGCUCUCUUUUCUGGUCACUUUUUCUGUGUUAGUGAUGGACAACGUUAGUCAUAGAUGCAAAGCAGGACUGAAAACAUGUUUUAGCAGCUACGUAACUGUAAAUGAUUUUUGUGAAAGUGUGUUUUGUUCUUGGAAAAUAAACAUUUGAUAGUCAACAAAUAGGUGUUCCUGAUGACAUUUCAAACCAGGUUUCCAAGGCGAGGAGACAGGACAGUGCGCAAGGCCGAGCGACAGCGCCUCAAAGCUGAAAGGAGGCAGCUCAGAGCUGAAGUGAAGGAAAUCAAGAAGAAACUGAGACUGGAGAAGAGGGGGCUGCAGUGGAGCGGGCCCUCUACCUCAGGCAGAGCCAACCUGACAAACACGGCCUCCGCUUCCACCCAGGUCCCAGCUCUGCCCCCCCCUGCUGCCUCAGAAACAGCCUCAGGUCCAGCACCAGCCCAAGGUCCCAUCCCCGCCCCGGUCCCUGACCCCCAGGCCUCCAGUCCAGAGUAAGCGCCACCGCGGAAGGGCGUCCGCCAGUGCUGGGUACCUCGAAACCCAGCAUGGAUGCAAUAAAGUCUUUUUUUCCAAGAAAAGAAAUCAAAAUAUGCCAUCUUUGUAAUCUAGUCUGUAUGAGUGUAUCGCUGGCUGCUCUGGGGUGGUGGAAAUGUUGGAACUACCUCAAUGUGAAAACUGCUGCUGCUGCUUCAUAGAUUUUCUAAGAAAAAUUGCUUUUGAGCUGCAAAAAAAAAUCUGGGGUCCUGCUUUUUUGAUUCGUAGAGAACAAAAAGAGAUGGGUGUUAUAAGAAACCAGGGCUAUUUUCAACAAUGCUCUGUACACUUGAAACUAGGGGUCCCGGGGUCUCGCACACGUCCUUGGUGCCCACUAUGGCUGCGUUGUUUCUGGAUGAAAAUCUGCCGGACGGCACCCGUCUGGAGCCUGGAACCAAGUUCAUCAAAUACUGGAAGAUGAGGAACUCGGGCACUAUCAGCUGGACCUCAGAGACUAAGGUACCCCUCCCACCCGCCGAGAGGACAGGCCCCACUCUCUCUUUGCCCCCCCCGCUUCACUUCCACUCUGAGCCCACACUCAGCUCAUAAGCUACUUUCUUAUCUUCUAACACCAGCUUAGAUUUCUUACCCAGCCUAAUACGACUAAUGCCCCUUCUGUCUGAGAUUUUUUGAUUUGAUUCAGUUGAUUCUGUGUCGUCGUUUAAGUUUUUGAGUCUGUCGUCUGAGUGUGAGUGAGUGAGGCCUUUUUCCUUCUCUUGAGUGUGUAUUUUUUGUUUCUUUUUUGGUUGCAUGCUUUUGUCUUUGUGCCUUUUCGCAUGUGUAUUCCUAUUUUGUGUUCUGUGUAUGUGUGUACGUGCACCCAGCUAGUGUUCAUGUGGGGGAACCUCGGCCUGGCGUCAGAGGAGCGGAGGGAGGUGCCGGUCCCCCUGCUGCUGCCCGGACAGGUGGGAGUGGUCAGUGUGGCCUUUGUGGCUCCUGUGAUGGAGGGGACGUACACCUCCCACUGGCGGCUGGCGCACUGCGGUUGUCAGUUUGGCCCGCGUGUGUGGUGCAGCAUCGUGGUCGACCCUGGCGACAGCCGCAACACACUCGGGCAUCAGAGCAAACGACUGGCAAGUUUGAAACCUGCUGACUCCCUGUACUGAAAACACCCAGAUUAUGACUUUGAAUGUGUCGGUGCUGCUUUUAAAGCUCCUGUGAAGAGUUUCUAACUGGUCAUGAAUACAAAUGAUAUCAGGGUUUAUUGCUUUGUAUGACUGAACGAUAAAAAAAAAUCACUUUUACAGCCCUGGACGGUUUAUUUUAAAUGUAUUUUUUGUUCUUUCAUCUGACGAGUUCCCUAGCAACACAACCAUGCUAUCCAACCUCUGGAUAAGUGCUUCGUUUGAGUUACCUAGGAAGUCAGAUGUUGGAGCUCAAAAUGACAUCACACCCGAGUUACCAGUGUUUCUUAUACCAGGUCAGAAAAAGCAAAAUCGGAGGCGAAAACAAGAUGGCUACAUCUACCAAAGUUAUUUUAGCGCUUGCCUUGUUCUUGUUAUAUUCGGACAAGUGCUAAAACAACUUUCGUAGAUCUUGCCAUCUUGUUUCCGUCUUCAAUUUAGCUUAUUUCUGACUUGGUAACUGAAACGCUGGUAACUUGGGUGUGAUGUCAUUUUCAGCUCCAACAUCUGACCUCCAAGGUAGCUCGAACGCAGCAUAAAGCCCACUGCAAACACUGGAGCACGCUCGUAACGCCAAGGCCAGUUCCUGUCAGACUGAAAAUCCAUCUCUAGCCUUAUUAUCCUUGAAUAUUAGCCUGACUAUGAGAGGUUUGAUUCCAGUGCGAUUUCUAAUAUGUUGAUAAGUUCAGUUUCAGUCAGACUAAGUGGAUAAAUCGAUAUUUUUUAACAACAUGUAAAAAUACUGAUGGAUCGAACAAAAUCAACAAAAAAUAAUGUGUUUUUAUUUUGUCACAUGAUGAGCCAGAGUUCCUCACAGGAGCUUUAAUCUUUACUUUCUUGUAAUUUAUCUGUAUAGACUUUUUAAUUUUUUUUUACUAUGUUGUGUUCAGGUAUAUUUACUACAGGGAUAAUGAUUUUACAUGAAACCCACUGCACAAGAUUCUUAUAACACAACACUUACCCUGAGAUUUAUUUAGUCAUUUUGCUGGGAAGAGAAUAAAACAUGAGUCAUAAAUUAUUAUUAUUUUAACUCAAACCUUGUAGAUUUACGAGUUCAAAUUAUACGAAUAAGGAAAGAUCAGUCAGAAAUGUUUAGUCAGAUGUAUCACAGUGUGGGCAGAAAACAACAUCACACUUUACAUUAAGUUAAUUAACUGAGGUGUCCUCUGAUUAUUAUUGAUGAUAUAUAAGAAGAGAAAAGAUAUAGACAUAACAUAUAUAUUGACAAACAAACAGCUGGUUUUAGAGACACGUGAAUAUCACGUGACAACUUGAACAUGAAGAGUUUUUAAUACAGCCGACUAGGAGCAAACAACCUAAAACAAACAGGUGAAAAUGGCCUCCGCCCUUAAAGGCUGCAACAGUCAAAUCCUGGUCAACACAUCACUGUCAGAGUCGAACAAUCAUAACUGCUGCUGUUGUUCUUUGUUUUCACUCUUGAGAAUAUUUUAACGUGACUUUUGUAGGUAUCUAAAUAAUUUCUUCAAUGUGUCUAAUGGUUAACAUUUAAAGCUACUAUAAGGAGUUUUUAUGGUUAUAAUAAAGACUAAAAUCAAUGCCAAUGUCUUUUUAAGGGGCCAAAAAAAAGCAAACAAGAUCUUUUGGGGCAAGAUUUCAUCUAUUUCGAUGAUUAUUUUGAAUCCUGUAAAAGCCGCCGUGAGGGGGUAGGUGUCAUGCGAGGCAGGUAACAGCAGCCUUAAGAAACAGCCUUUUGUUUAUCAUUUUCAAAGCAACUUUUGAAGUUUUGUGCAAACACUACAGGAUCAGAUUAGCAAAGGGGGAAGAUGUACAACUUUGUCCACAGGGGGCGCCAAACUCCCUCAGUGCAAAAUUUCUACACAGGAGCUUUAACGUAGGAGAGUCAAAUUGAACAUUUUGGUAAAGUUCAGUGAUUGGAGUCUAAUAAACGGUCGUGCUUGUGUGCUCACUAUAUUCACACUGAUGAUGCUGUCAUUGUUUGUGCUUCAGAGGGAGGAGGCAAAGCCAGCAGAGAAGAAGAAGGAGGUCAGGUCUAAGGACAGCGGCCCCGGCUUUGCUGUAGACUUGAACCAUGAAGACCUGUACUUCCCUUCAGUAGACCUGCUUACUGCACAGGUGCACACUCACACUCCAUUUACACAACCACGACUACUACAUGCACUUCUCACAGUGUCAGGAUAACGUCGUUCUCAUGAUGUGUCUCCUGCUUUAUAGGAUCUACUCUCAUUUGAGUUGUUGGAUAUAAAUAUUGUUCAAGAGUUGGAGAAGGUUCCUAACAACACACCUGUGGGUAAGCAAAAAAGACGCUUUAAAACACACAUUUCUUCCUUCUGUAUUUUAAAUAUCCGAGUGUUCAGUUGUGAUGCAUUCCUGCUUUUCACUUUUACAUGUAAAGACUGUAAAUUGUGUUCGUUCUGCCUCUGUUGCAGCUUUGACACCCUGCAUAUCUCCUCUGCCUCACGAUGUACCAGUGUCAGACAAGGCCCUCACUUCACAGCUGAAGGAUGACACAGAGGUCACAGGGGUCAGAAAGCUUUUCGGUGAGACAAUUUUUAAACUUGAAAACUCCUGGAAUCAUUUUCUCUCGAUAGUAUUAGGGACUUUUUUGACAUGUACUUUAAUAUUUUUAUCUAUUCACACAAAGGAAGCAGGAUUUACGACCUAUUCUGCAGUCUGCCAUUAGAGGGAGCUCCAAGUGUUUUGGCUUCUCUCUUGAAGGGCUUUUAUGUCAUUUAUGGUUUAAUACAGUCCAUGCUUAGAGCUAAAGACUACAUAUUUCUGAAGAUGUAGAACAACAGACGUAACAUCCUCUGACCUCAGACUGUUUUGUUCUUGUGAAUUGUGUGUGUUAUUAAAGCUAAUUUUUUGUGUUGUGUUUUGUCAAGGAGUGAAGCCCAGGCAGCAGAGGGAGCAGCCGGAGCCCGUAGCCCAGGAGGAGGACCGGGAGGAGGAUAUCAGCGGAGCUCAGUUCCUCUGCGAGACUGUCAUCCGCUCCCUCACCUUGGAGGAAGCCCCUGAUCACAGACCCCUGCGCAGAGCCCAGCACAGCAGCCUCAAACCAAAGGGUGAGGAGGAUUAGUCCGACUUAACCAUGCUCAUACUUGAUGGCAGAAAGAUCUAAAAAGCUGUUAAUAUCUUUAGAUUCAAGUCCUGCUCUCUUAAAGGUUCCCUGUGGUUUUUAUUCUCUUACAUCGCAGUUGUCUCUCGGGGUCCCAGCUUUCGCUCUGAGAAACCUGUAGACGUAGAGAAGACGGAGAAAAUGCAAGAAGCAAAAGAGGAGGUCUGUGCCGUUAGACUCGAGAGUUCAUUUCUGCCGCCAAGCUCCGGGCUCAACCAGAUCACCAGGGAAGAUGAGACAAAACCAGGUCAGUCCAACUUCUAGGAUUCAUAUUUCUGCAGUCAGGCUUUCAGUUCUCUCUUAUUUCUCCCCACCAUGUUGCCUUUAAAACAAAAAUAAUCAAAAAACAUCUCUUUUUUCCUUUUCAGUUCAUCUGCUGGAACCAACAAGUGAAAACCUGCAGAUCAGCUCACCUCCUGAUAGAGAGGAUGAAGAGGUCAUGGUCUUGAAUGAGAUGCAGAACAUGAGAGGCCCCCAAGAAGAGAGAGAGGGGGGUGGCAACAAAGGAGAAGACUGGGAAGAGGUGAGGUCUUAGCCGUUUUAGACUAAAAUCUGAAUCAAUUUAGACAGCUGCAAAAUAUGCUCCUUGUAACGGUGGAGUCAUGUGGUGUUGUCGAGGACGGAGGGAUAUUUUACAGCUAAUCGGGUUAAUUCGCAACAGGUUAGUAACAUGACUGGGCACUCUGGAGCGGCAGAGUCUCUCAGAUAAGGAGGAGUACAGGUUGAUCGCUCUGUCAGAGAAUUUAUGAGCAAAUAGCAAACACAAAAGAUUUCAGCAUUUAGAGUUCAAAAUAUCACAACAAGAUUCAGAUAAUCUGGUGAAAUCUCUUUGCAAAGUGACAAAACUGGGACUAAAUGGUUGUGAAAUCACUGUAGAAGCUAAAACACAUUAAAACAAAACGUGACGCAGGAACUCUUGCAACUCCACUGGGUUCAAAAUGGACUGAGCCGAAGUGGAAAACUGUCUUGUGAUCAGACAGACCCAAAUUUUGACUUUCUUUUUGGAAAUCGCGGAUGCCUCCCUGACCGCCCAGCUUCAUCAGUGAUAAUUUCAAAAGCCAGCAUCCCUGAUGGUGUGAGGAUGCAGAAGCCCCUAUGGCACGGCUAAUUUACACAUUUAGGAACACUGGUGCUGAAUGACAUCUACAGGUAUUUAAGUGACAUAUGUUGCCACCCAGACGACGUAUAUUCCGGAAAGACCUUCAAAUUUAGGCAAGAUAACACCACAGCAAAACCACAGUUUUUUGCAGCAAAAAAAAACUACAUCUUAAGCUGCUUUUGUGCAAUGCAUCCUGGGAAAUGAAGGCACAACUGGUGGCACCUUCAGUAGAAAGACCUUGAUUCAUCAAGUCUCGAAGCAUGACUUGACAUAAGCUGACUAAAUAUUUAAACUGCACUGAUUUCAGAUUGAUACAAAAAUAGCGAGCAUGGUUAAGAUCUGGGAGCUUAGAAAAAAGGUGAUAAAAGGCAAAUCAAGAGUCUAAGGAGUGCUGUGGUUAAAAUAACAUAAUUUUACAAUGAUACCUUCAAAGACGUUACCAUGCCUGUUCAGUCACCUUCCUCUCUCCCUGCGUCUCAGGUCAGCAGCCAGACCUCCUCAGUCUCCUCCUGCGACGAUUACAUCAUCGUCCUCCCAGACUGCUUUGACACCAGCCGGCCUCUGGGUGAGUCCAUGUACAGCUCUGCCAUGUCACAGCCCGACACCACCACUGCUGCUGCUGCUGCUGCUGCUGUGACUUCAGCUGAUCCAGGCGUAGAGGAGGAGAAAGAGGAGGACUCAGAGCCUGAUGUAGCAGCACCGCUGAGAGAGAGCCAAGAGAGGACAGAGGAGGUGGAUGAAGAGGACACACCUGUAAACACCUGGCUUCCAAUCCUCCCCCCGUCCAUCCACAGCAGUGUGAACCAGAUGCUGUGUGCCUCCCAAACCCUGGACGCUACCACGCUCACCCCUGAAGUGGUGCCACCACCUGUGCUGCCUGAGCCCCUGCUCCCCCCACCGGCCCUGUACUCACCCAGGUCAGACAGAGGAUCAGUCACAUCACAUGAAUGCUGUGAAGUUUAGAAGUCUGACUGCAGGCUUGAAACACACUUUUGCAAAUGUUUGAUAUUUCUACAGUUUUGUUUUUAAUUUUGGGACAGAGGUCGCCUUCCAAAAUUUAAAUUUUAUCAAAAAAUUUCAAAGAUUUUAAAACCAGGUACCUCGUCAUUAACGAGGAGAGACUUGUAAGCAUCCCAAACAGUCUGUAUUGUUGAUUGUUUUAUCAGUUUGUCACAUUUUUUAAGACUCAAAGGAAAAAAAAAAUUGUCCCAUUUUAGAGAUUUGAAUAAAACCACAAACAAUAUUUUCCUUUUAUUAUAUUUACACCCUUGUUGUUUCAUCCUCAUUUGUUUUUUUUUGCAGUGUUGUUUUUGUUGACGAUGACGUUAACGAAACUAUUUCGUCAACGUCAUCGUCAAUGAAAACAACACUGCAGAAUAUAUGUUUAGCGUAUGACUGAUGAACUGCUCAUGAAUUUUGCAACUCUGUUCGUCGUUCACCACUAACGUUUUCGUCUAGUCUUGUCUCGUCAACGUAAACGCACAUUCGUCUCGUCACAUUUUAGUCAUCUAAGACUUAUGUUUAGCUCGUCAACGUCACGUCUUCGUCGUGGAAAAAAAGGAGUGUUGACAAAAACAACACAGUUUUUCUGUAUGUUUCAGGUCUGAAGCACUGUACCUGGCCGAGGACCCCAGUCCUCCUGCCUGUGACCCAUAUGAGCCUCCUCAACCGAGGGUCCACCUAAACUGUGAGUUUCCCUCUCUAAAUCACCUCAUCUGAGUCUUUCACAGUUUAAAAAAUGCACCUCAUUGGGGGGGGGGGUUCAUUAAGGCUUUGGUUUGAGUGGCUUAAAAAUCUCUGCUGACUCACUUCUUGAACAUGACUCAGCGCUGAGGUAUUUCGGGGGGGUUGCUGGCUCUGUCGGAGCACAGAGGAAACAUAUUUUGUCCUCUGUGGGGAGACAGGAAGCAAGCUCGCACAUAGGCUUCAGGAUUUGUUGCUUCAGCAGAACGCUCUGCCCCUCUUCCUCUAAUAUUGUGUGUGUGUGUGUUUGUGUGUGUGUGGUUGUUUUCUCUUUAUUCACUCUGCAGUAUCAUCUGGUGGUCUGUCCAGAUCAGCAGGCUCAGCAUCCAGUGCCUUUGAGACGUAUAACCCCAGACCCAGCAACGCUUUGCAGCCAAGGUGCAAAACAGCAAAGAGUGAAACCUAAUAUGCUUGUUCGUUAAGGAAAUGCUGCUGUUCUAUUUUUAACCCUCUUUAUGACUCUGUGUAACAUGAACAUCCAGCCGCCAACAUUUAAUCUCAUGAGGCAGUUUUUAGACCAUUAAGAAAAGCAGAGAUGCCCCUCUCUUCUUUAAAGAUUGUUGUUUGUUUGUUAAAAAUAGAGCACAAUGUUCUUGACAGUUCUGUUAUGUAACGACCCAAAGUGACCACAUCCUUGUUUUUACACAAGGGGCCAAGGAGGCAUCACAGAAGGAUUCGUCAAGGGGGCCCUUUCUGUGGCAGCAUCUGCUUAUAAAGCCCUCUUCACUGGACCAAACUGUUCAAUACAGGUACAUCACACCAGGAGCUCUAUCUUAUUUUAAAUCUGGUCCACAUUCAUCACAAAAUCCCGCACGGUAUUUCAGAGGUACUACAGGUUUAAGGCAUGUCCAUGUGUGAGAUGUGUUUUUGCAAGAUCUGCGAGGGCUGAAAGCCGUCUGACAUUUGGCGUCAGAAACAGGCACCAAUGUGGAUUUUAGUCUUUUUCAUAGACACCAAAAAUCUCCUCAUUGCAGCUUUAAGUGAGCAAAGAAUUACGAAGAGUUAUUUAUCAUAUUUUGCCAUGCUCUUUUCCUCAUAAAACUUGAUGUCAAGAUCAUGUUUCAGAAAAUUAACAUACAUAGAGGUUUCUUAGUGAACUGACCUCUGGUAUUUUGGCUGCAGGAGUCUUUUUAUACAGUGAGUCACACAAAAUAUGUCGAGCAUGCUCAUCUCUUCAUCAUGGCGUAAACUGACCCAACCCAACUAUUACAGGAAAAGUCCCAUUUCUCAGCAGGUCAGUACAGAUCACCAUCUACUCCCUUCUAAAAUGCGCAAUUCUGGGAUUUUAGACAACCAAAGAUAGCAUGCCAAAAGUACAAGUCUGUUUUAAUGGAGCACUUAUCAGUGACCCACUUUCUCCAAGUCACUCCUAGAGAUAGGACGGCACAUUUAUGACUUUAACUCGACAUUUGUAGAUAAACCAACUCACUGUAAAGCUCUGCUUUGAGGCUUUUUUAGCUUCUUUCAGCUUUUUUAACCAUCUAGUUUCACUCCUCUCAUGAUAUUAUUUGAAACCACAACAGGCUUCUUGUUUUAGCAAAGUGAAGGAUUUGGAAACCCCCCUAAUCAUGACCAAAGAGCUAAUAGAUAAAUCCAGUUAGUGGACAUAAUGGGACGUUUAGCAGCUAAAGAGACAGAUACUGUAUGUCCUUUUAGAGGUUGUUAAAGUCCAGCUCAGCGCUCUGAGGGGAGUAAACAUUUGAAAUGAAUGCUACUGCUAUGUCAGCUGGAUGUCUAAAUAGGUAACUGAUUCACCAUAACAGGUUCAUAAAGUGAUUAAGUGGGAGUGUUACGUUGCUUUAGCUUUAGUCACUCAGCUGUAAUAAGUUGGUUUAAAGAACUGGAUGAAAAUCAUAAUAUUUAAAGCUCCUGUGAGGAACUUACAGCUUGUGUUGGUUUGGCACCCCCUCUGGACAAAGUAGACUUUGCUCAUUUUAUCCCCUACAAGCAGAAAAUCUCAUCCAGCUGACUUUUUAAAUUUAAAUUUACCAUUUAUUGAAAUCAUUGCAUGCAAAGAAAGUAAAAACAGAACUUGAUCUUCAGCUGCUUGGUCGAUACUUACCCUCUCGCACAAGUCAAUAAUCUUGUUUCUGAGGUUCUUGCUUUCAUAGAUCAUAAAGAGGUAUUCAUGUGGAAUAAAGUCUAUUUCAUGAAGGUCAAAAAUUCCUCACAGGACCUUUUAAAAAAAAAAAAAAAACAUCGACAUGAAACUUGAACCUUGAGCCGCUAGUUUUCAGCUCAUAAAUUCUGACUAAAAUCAAAGGUUUUCCUUUACUGACUGCAGACACUUUCUUUUAUUCUUGUCGUCUUUAAGCUCUUCAAGCAUUGUCAACCCCUCUGUGUGUACUCUCCCUUUCCCCCCCCCUGCAGCGAGGCAUCGACCCGGCCACCAGACAGGACCCUUCCAUGAUGGCGAUGCUGCUGGAGAUGGGCUUCAGAGACCAGCGGCUCAACCAGCGGCUGCUGAGGAAGCACGGCUACAGCCUGCUGCACACCGUCAACGAGCUGGUGCAGAUGGCCGAGGACAGCCAGAGCAAAGCUGUCAGCACUCUGCACUGAGGGGUGGGGGAAGGCUGCGAGGUGACGCUUCUUUACUUUAAGGCUUUAAAAAAAAGAGUCACAGGAAGGAGUUUAUUUGACUUUAGAAUAACAUGUAAAAAGAGUAUUUAGAUUAUGAAAUGCGCAACGCUAAACCUUUACAGCAUCUGGCUUUAUAUUGAACCCUGUAAAGACAAAACAAAGAAACCUAUUUAUGAUUCCUGCAGGUUUUAGAUUUCCCAGAUAAGUGACUAAUUUAUUCAGACUGAGAUUAACGAUAAUAAUAAACAAGAAGUCAGUUAAGGUGUAACUUACAAGAUCAUUUAUAAACGGCUUUGCCUCGACUUUAGCUUCAACAUCCUGGUCAAAUUAACCCCACACACACCUGUAAAUGACUAUGAAUAGCUGUUAACCUUUGCCAUGCCUUGUUUACCUUGGCCGUAGAGCCUUCUGUGUUGGUGUAACGCUGCAGGAGCUGUACUCGUGACCAGACAUAAAAAAAGUGCGUGUUCCAGCUCUUCAUCUUCGUGUUCGUGUGGCUGUCGUAGCUGCUUCCUCGGUGCUGAAAAAUAUUUGUUUUUCAACAGGGCUUUGGCUUGAUUCUUCUCACAAAAAGAGCAGUGAAAAAUCGUUGAAUGUCACAAAAAAAAAAGAAGAUAGAAAUGUUCUGAAAAAGCUUGCUCUCAUCGGAGCUUCAUGGAUACUCUGGGUGUUAAGGGUCGGCAGUGCAGUAGUAAGAAAACAUUUAAGACUUCUCUUGAUUAUUGUAGUGAAAUCUGCCUAAACAAUGCAAUCUUUUUCUGUAUCAGAGUACUGUUAUUUUAGACGUUGACAUGUGGAAUGUAUUCUAAACUGUCCAAGCGCUCUGCCGUUCGGACUCGGAUGUUUUCUACCGCUUUUUAGGAGACACCUGCAUGACAGGUAGAGGCUUUAGAGACGAGUCUUGUUCUUGUGGUCUUAGCACAGUCACAGUGGAAAAAAAAAAAAGUGUCUGCUUUGCAUCAUUGUUUAUCUCCCCUGCCUGCAUUUUCACAUCCUCAUCCAGCCAAAACUCCUCCUUAAAAAAAUAAACCUAGCACUUAACCAAGCUGAGAUGUCUCUGACUACACAUUCCUUAAUCUCAUAGUGGAACCAAGACUAUUUUAUUUCAUGACAUUGCCUUUUUAAAGUAUGAUUAUUAGUUUACUGACUUCUACAUACAUGUGGUGGUUUGACAUUUGUGGUGUGAGUGCAGAUUUACGUAAAUGUGCGCCUCUGUUUCUUGAUUUAUUCCUCUCUUCGUGUGUGUGUGUGUGCGUGAGGGUUGAGGAGUUUUUGAACCAUAUUUCUUUACGUUUAUGAUCAUCUGUGUUGAAAAAAAUCUUGCUCUAGAGAAUAAUUCUGAAUAUAUCUACUGCUGUAUGCUUGUCAAAUUAUUCUUCUGCCACAGAGUGUACACAUGAUGAAAUACCCUUCGACUGUCAAUCCGCCAAUAAACUAUUUGCACAUCUCAUUUUUCUCUCAGC
Messenger RNA from Xyrichtys novacula (pearly razorfish), 16591 nucleotides. The record is from the annotation of a GenBank genome assembly. Lineage: Eukaryota; Metazoa; Chordata; Actinopteri; Labriformes; Labridae.